CUCUUGUAUAUUUUUUUUUUUCACAAAAUGCCUUAAUUUUUUAACUAAUUUAUGGGAUAUUUCGUAAAGAAAAACAAUAUAAAAAAUAAGAAAAGGAGGGGGUCGUGGAGGUAUUUGAAUCAAUCGACGUGAACGAAGAAAACCCCUUUUGCCUCUUCUCCGAAGAACAAAAACCCGUUUUUUUGUCAUUUUCUGUUGGCGACUGCGGCAAAAUUACCGGAAGCCUAUUUUUUCUGCUCGAUUUUGAUCUCAUAAACCCUUGAUUUCUUCUGGGUUUCUUCCGAUUUGGGAUUAGGGUUUUUCUCUACUCUUUUUUCUGGUUCGUCACUCUCUCUCUCUCUCUCUGUUCAUUAUCUGACAAGGAUCUAUCAAUCUUCGCUGCCAGAUCCGUUCGCAUGUCUACCGUCGCUCCUCCUGCUGAUCAAGCUGCCGAUCUACUGAAGAAACUGUCUUUGGAGAUCCCCAAGCCAAUUAACAAGGCUGCUGUUUACCAGUAUGGAGCUAUGGAUUCGAAUGGCCAAGUUCCUUCUUUUGAUCGAUCUUUCACACCAUUGCUCCCUAGCGAUGCCCUUGACCCUUCUGUUUUCUAUGUUCCAAAUGGGUAUCAGCCUUACUAUUAUGGAGGUUAUGGUAGUGAAUAUACAGGUUAUACCAAUUCCGAGAGUGUUGACAUGACAUCAGGAGUCUAUGGAGAGAAUGUUUAUCCACUGGGAUAUGGUUAUGCAGCCUAUCCUUACUCGCCAGCAACAAGCCCUGCUCCUCAGCACUACCAGUAUCUUUCCUACUUCCCUCUCACUACCAGCAGUGGGCCAUUCGCUUCAUCUCUUCCUGCCUCUACCCAUAGCAAGAUUCAUACAAACAAAGCUGCCAACGUGAAGACGCUCUCUGCAGAAAGAAAUAAUUUCCCAUCUGCUGGUGCUUCAAAGGCUGCUGCUAUGCCUAAAGGAACUAAUGGAUCAGCUCCUGUUAAACCAUUGAAUCAGAGUGCGCUCAACACCACCUCGGGUUAUUUGUAUGGAAACAGUGCUCUUGCUGGUUAUCAGGAUCCCAGGUUUAGCUAUGAUGGGUAUUACUUCUCAGAUGUGCAGAGGUCUGUUUCUGGCAGUGGAGUUGCAUCCUCGUAUUCUAAGGCUAACACCGUACCUGCGACAAGGAAUCAAUACUAUCGUUCAAACUCGCAUUACACGAGUUUGCACCAGCCCGCAUCCAUGACAGGUUAUGCAACUCAGGGUUACUACGACAGAAUGUACCCAAACAAGUCAUAUGGUCUGAAUGGUAGCACGGUUAGAUCUGGUACGGGUUAUGUUUCUUCGGGAUAUGAUUCAAGAGCAAACGAAAGAGGCUGGGUUACUGUAGACAACAAAUAUAGAAGCCGGGGAAGGGGUAACAGUUACUUUUAUGGAAACGAGAACAUAAAUGGCUUGAAUGAACUCAACAGGGGCCCUAGAGCCAAGGGAAUGAAGAGCCAGAAGGACAACUUAGAAGCAAGCUUAGAGGAGGUGAAGGAUCAGACGGGUGAUGAAUCAAACGUAACAACUGAGACUGAGGAGACUGUAACAUGCGGUAUUCCAGAUAGAGAAGAUUGCAACAGAGAAGAUUUUUCAGUUGAGUACAAAGAUGCUAUGUUCUUUAUCAUCAAGUCAUACAGUGAAGAUGAUGUGCAUAAGAGCAUCAAGUAUAAUGUUUGGGCUAGCACUCCAAAUGGAAACAAGAAGCUCGAUGCUGCGUAUCAGGAGGCUCAGCAGAAACCUGGUGUCUGCCCUGUGUUUCUUUUCUUCUCGGUGAACGCAAGUGGACAAUUUGUUGGGCUUGCGGAAAUGAUGGGUCCGGUUGAUUUCAACAAGAACAUUGAGUACUGGCAACAGGAUAGGUGGACCGGCUCUUUCCCACUCAAGUGGCAUAUAGUGAAGGAUGUGCCCAAUAGUUUGCUGAAGCAUAUUACUCUUGAGAACAACGAGAACAAACCUGUUACCAACAGCAGAGACACACAAGAGGUUAAGUUGGAGCAGGGUUUGAAGAUUAUAAAGAUUUUCAAGGAGCACAACAGCAAGACAUGCAUUUUAGAUGAUUUUUCCUUCUACGAGGUCCGACAAAAGACUAUAUUGGAGAAAAAAGCUAUUCAGCAACGAUCCCAGAAGCAGCAGGUCUGGGAAGGAAAAACCAAUGAUGAACUAAAGGAAACUGUUACCGCCGAUUUAGCAAAGGAAUCUGGUUCAGAAACUCUACCUACUAGCGAUCUCAAGGUCGCUGAGACAGCAGAUUCUUCAAAUAAUGACAAGCCAGUCGGUGUGAUUCCAAAUGGCUCACGGCAGUUGUCAGAGUCUUCAGCUCAUAAGACAAAUCUCUUGCAGAGCCAGCGAUAUAUAACAUCCCUACAACGCAACGAGAGAGAAGGCGUAGAAAGUGCAUUACAAGUUGCAAUAUUUUAUGAGAAUCAGACUGCCGUAGUCCGUAGAGAGUUUGAACCGCAGAAUCAUUCGAACCAAGGAAGAAGAUCUGACUUAGAAAUUGCAUCAAAUUUAGUUGCAACUUGGAAGAGAAAGAUAUCGAUGAUACGUGUCGGAUCCGACGUGGCGGGAAUUAGUUGUUGGUGGGUUCGACGAAAGCGUCGAGCUUUUGCAUUAAUGGCGGCUCUUUUAGGCAGAUUCUGCCGGAAACUGGUUUUUCCGGGAUCAACUCACGGAGCAAGAAGGGUGUCGACGACGGCGUGUGAAUCGGAAACCGUGAAAUCGUUGAAUCUAUACUCUGCUAUCAACCAAGCGCUUCACAUCGCCUUGGAAACUGAUCCUCGCUCUUAUGUCUUUGGGGAAGAUGUUGGCUUUGGUGGAGUCUUUCGCUGCACAACGGGAUUAGCUGAUCGAUUUGGGAAAAACCGUGUCUUUAAUACUCCUCUUUGCGAGCAGGGCAUUGUUGGAUUUGGCAUUGGUUUAGCAGCAAUGGGAAAUCGAGCAAUUGUAGAGAUUCAGUUUGCGGAUUACAUUUAUCCUGCUUUUGAUCAGAUUGUUAAUGAAGCCGCGAAGUUCAGAUACCGAAGUGGUAACCAAUUCAACUGUGGAGGACUUACGAUAAGAGCACCUUAUGGGGCAGUUGGUCAUGGUGGACAUUACCAUUCACAAUCCCCUGAAGCUUUCUUCUGCCAUGUCCCUGGUAUUAAGGUUGUUAUCCCUCGGAGUCCACGAGAGGCAAAGGGACUCUUGUUGUCUUGCAUCCGUGAUCCAAAUCCCGUCGUCUUCUUCGAACCAAAGUGGUUGUAUCGGCAAGCAGUAGAAGAAGUCCCAGAGCAUGACUAUAUGAUUCCUUUGUCAGAAGCUGAGGUUAUAAGAGAAGGCAGUGACAUAACACUUGUUGGAUGGGGAGCUCAGCUUACCAUUAUGGAACAAGCUUGUCUGGACGCGGAAAAGGAAGGAAUAUCAUGUGAACUGAUAGAUCUCAAGACUCUACUGCCUUGGGACAAAGAAACCGUCGAGGCUUCGGUUAAAAAGACCGGCAGACUUCUUAUAAGCCAUGAGGCUCCGGUAACUGGAGGUUUUGGAGCAGAGAUCUCUGCAACAAUCCUCGAGCGUUGUUUCUUGAAGUUAGAAGCUCCAGUAAGCAGAGUUUGUGGUCUGGACACUCCAUUCCCUCUUAUAUUGGACGCAAUCAAAUCGACUGUCAAUUAUUAGCCGUUAGAUCUGUUUCUCUAGACAACCACCGUCAUGGCUGUUGACCGGCACCGUGCCCCGACUUACUAUAUCUAUAUUUUAUCUUUCGGGGUGAUCAGAUUGUGUGAAAUAUUCAUGGAAUGUGACUUUCAUGUUUUAAAGUGUCUUCUUUUACAUUUAUGAGUGGUAACUAAAUUUUAGCUUAGAAUGUCCCCCAAGAGCACUAAAAUUAUGAGAUACAAACAUAAUAACCAGACAUGAUAAGAGGUUAAAUGUUUCGUUCCAAAUUCAACUACGAAAAGAAAACAAUUCAUUGUUUCAGGAACUGAACAAACACAAAGCCUAGAAUCCAUAAUCCAACUCCUCAAUCAUUGGAACCUUCUGAUGAGGAACAAGUUACUUCUCUGGUACAAGGCGUGAUUGAUGAAGACUUCAAGCGACGAGCAUUUUUGACGAUAAAGCUCACGAAAUCUCUCUCUUCUUGGCUUCCCCUGUACUCUGCAAACUCGAAAGUUUCAAGACUCUCCAGCAGACAGCUGGGAACAGAGCUCUCGUUCUCGUUCCAGCUAAUCGUUUCAUACUCUUUAAAACGCCUUUCAACCUCUACGUGGAGACUGAGUACUCGCAGAUUAGGAGAAUCUUGAAGCAACCGGAAAAGUAACUUUGACCAAUAAUCGAAGCGUAUACACAGCUUCAGAUGUUGAAGAUUAUUGAAGAUUAUUGAAGAUAAUACCAUUGUGAUACGUUUACCUCUUCUCCACAGUUGUAUAAUACGCACAACGAAAGGCGUUUGACAGAUGUGAUUAAUUCAAAAGGCUCCUCCAAAUGUUCAUUAACAACGAUGUCUGCAUCUUCCACCUUAGGCAUAUGCGCAACCAAAUAGGAGAACCCGACUGCAUAAUUCUCAACUUUGAAAUACUUCAAAGAUGGGGUAACUAUCACGUACUCGGAAGUGGAAUAAGAUCCACCAUCGGUCAACCUCUGCAAAGACGGGCUAAUGACAACUAUCGCUUUCAAAUUGUCAUCACCACUAGCACUUAGCUCAAUAGUCAGAUCUUCAAGAACAGGGCAAUAGGAUAUAAGCAACCGAAGAGUAUCUUCAUUUGCGUAAGUCACACCUCCAAGCAGCAGAGUCUUUAACGAAGGGAGAGAAACCGUCCGUGGAACAUCCACGAGAAUCCUACAGCCGUCAAGCUUCAAAGUCUCGAGCGUUUGGGAUGUAUACAAGCUGCUUGGAAACAACACAGCAGGUUCGCCCGCAUAAUACUUGAGAUCUAGCUCACGAAUGCUGCUAGAAACCAC
Molecule: messenger RNA, 4943 nt
Organism: Thlaspi arvense
Lineage: Eukaryota; Viridiplantae; Streptophyta; Magnoliopsida; Brassicales; Brassicaceae
Source: the annotation of a GenBank genome assembly